Molecule: messenger RNA, 2202 nt
Organism: Pecten maximus
Lineage: Eukaryota; Metazoa; Mollusca; Bivalvia; Pectinida; Pectinidae
Exons: 8
Coding region: 24-884 (286 amino acids)
Molecular function (GO): hydrolase activity
Source: RefSeq, a predicted model, not a curated record
CCGCUUAUCGGUCCUCCUGAAACAUGGCUUCCUGUGGGCGUCACACAUACGUGGAUAGUCAUUUUCACAUUUGGGACUUAGAUAAGUUCAAAUAUCCAUGGCCAACGUCAGCGGAAGGACCUAUAUUCCGAGAGGUUACAGCGGAUGAAUAUGUAAACAACCUUCAGAAAACCCCGGUCAGAUAUGGAGUUUUUGUCCAGUGUCUUAACGGGCACCCUGACGAAUCCAAAUGGGUUAUGGAGCAGGCAAGGUCAUGGCCGGAAAUCAAAGGUGUUGUCGGUGGAGUGGACCUAACGGAUCCAAACAUACGCGAGACCCUUGCAGACCUACGUAAGAACCCCCUAUUCAAGGGGGUCCGACACAUCCUUGACAUGGAGGACCCCACGUGGAUCACACGUGAUGAUGUACACAAGGGUUUGGCAGUCUUGGAGGAACUUGGUCUGACCUUUGACCUAUUGCUGAGGCCACAUCUCCUGUCCUACGUACCAAGUGUGGUGGCUAAGUUUCCCAGACUGAAAAUGGUGGUUGACCAUAUAGCCAAACCAUACAUUAAGGAGAAAAAGAUUGACCAGUGGAAACUGGACAUGGCCGAAAUAGCCAAGCAAAGUGACAAUGUCUUCUGCAAAAUAUCCGGCAUGGUAACAGAGGCUGACUGGGAGUCAUGGAAACCCGAUGAUUUCGUUCCUUAUGUCCAGCACGUCAUAUCGUGUUUCGGUGUGGACAGGGUGAUGUUUGGAUCUGAUUGGCCAGUUUGUACGCUAGCUAAGGCCUCAUUCACUGACGUGUUCGAGUUAUUUACCAAUCUGACAUCAAACUUUUCAACUCAAGACAAAACUAAGAUGUUACGGGAAAAUGCGAAGGGUUUCUACUCUCUGGACAUAUAGGACUCUAGUCUCUAUACUUAUAAACUACGUAUACAAUGUAUGUCAGUUUGUUGACAGUGAUUCCUGACACUUUGUACUUAUCCAAGCGGGUAGUAUACGUGUGCAUCUAUAAAAUGGGCUAGUGACACUUUGUUAUUGAAUAAAUAAAUGAAAAAAUAGAUAAAUAAAUAAGUAAAUAAAUAAAUAAGUAAAUGAAUAAAUAUAUAAAUAAAAAAGAUAGAUAAAUACAAUAUUUAUUCAUCCUAAGCAUGGAACGUCAUGAACUCUGUCCCUUGACGGAGGCAAAGCAAGGUCAGUAUUUAUACUUACAGAUUAAAAACAGACAUUUUGAUGCAUUGAAUACAAAUAUGAUGACUUAAUUAUAUAUAUUUAGUAUUCGGGAUGUUUAAUUUGUUUUACAAUGCAGGGGACAUAACUCUUAUAUGUAAGGUUUUUAAAUCUAAGGGAGAUAGCUGUGCUCGCCUUAUAUUGGUAACUAUUUCUAUUGCACAGAUUUUUUUUCGAGUUCUUGUUUGUAAAUUUCGAAAAUUAUUAAGAUAGGGGAGCAAAACACAUAAAACGCAUGUUUUAUUUAACACUGGACGGGGCUGUGUGUGUUAUCAAAUGAUUUUUUUUUUCGGUUUAAUUAAUUUUGGCUCUACUUUAUCUACCUCAGAAUUUGUUUUGAAAGUUACUAAUAGUAGUUCCCUGAAGUUUUAUCUAUACCUAAGAAACGUUAUUGAUAGCUCCUCUAUGUUCAUGCAUGCAAGCAAAUGAAACAAACGAACACUAUCUAUUACAAUGUUGUCUAUUUUCGAAAUUACGUGCUCGCACAUUAAAUAAAAUCAACUACUCGCUUUCAAUAGAUUUACUCUUAGUCGGGAACGACGAGCUUUCAAAUGAUGAAAAUGCUUUAAUUUGUUCUAUUGUACAGAAUGUCAUUACCCUCUCCAACAGAUUAGAAAACCUUUUUUCAUCGAGCAAAUCAUCCUCUACAUGUAUUUUCAUAUAAUCUAUCUCUUCUAUUCUUAUUGGCACGGGCAAAUUCACUCCCCUCCCCAUCCCAAUCCGCAAACCCCACCCCUGCACCUCUCUCUUUCACUCAAAUAUCCUCAAAAAACAACCAAAUUACGUUUACUAGUAAGUUACUUGUAACAACUGUGCACGUGAAUUUCAGUAACCUAGCCAUCAUAUCCAAAUAUUAGAUAAUGUCAGGAAACGGAUUUAUAUAAGUUACUAGACUUUUUUUCCGGAUUCUAUUCUUUCGUACUGUACUGUAUGUUGUUAUCAACUUAAUGUUAAAUUAUGAAUGAAAUAAAGUUUAUAUUAAAGUUGCUGA